Girardinichthys multiradiatus is the source of this 5838-nucleotide messenger RNA. RefSeq names its product ring finger protein 141 (gene rnf141). NCBI's taxonomy places the organism in Eukaryota, Metazoa, Chordata, Actinopteri, Cyprinodontiformes, Goodeidae. Gene Ontology annotation, biological process: protein autoubiquitination. Bases 181 to 861 code for a protein of 226 amino acids. The transcript is spliced from 6 exons. The record is from RefSeq and is a predicted model, not a curated record. Gene Ontology annotation, molecular function: ubiquitin-protein transferase activity.
AAAUGACUUGGAAUGAUGACGUCAUGAAGCCGCGCCGCUGUAUUUUGUUGUGUCUGUGAAAACAAUCCUCAGCGGAGGUGGCGACGGAAGAUUCAACUUUAGGUGUUAAAAGUGUGGUGCUGCAGAACUGAAUGAAGUGCUGCCCCCUGCAGGAUAGUAGGUGCUGCUGCUGCUUCCAGGAUGGGCCAGCAAAUCUCAGGUCAGAUCAACCAUCUGCCUGAGAAGCUGGUGAAACACGCUGGACUGGUCCGAGAAAGCGGCUACCUAACCUACGAGGAGUUCCUGGCGAGAGUGGCUGAGCUUAAUGACCUAACAGCCAAGUUAGCUGCUGGACAACAGAAGCACCUUCUGUUUGAAGUUCAGCCCGGGUCUGAUGCCUCCGCCUUGUGGAAGGUGGCCGUCCGGAUCCUCUGCACCAAGAUAAACAAGGAGAGUGGUAUGGUGGAAGCGUCACGGAUCAUGAACCUGUAUCAGUUCAUCCAGUUGUACCGUGACAUCACCAGUCAGGCUGCUGAGGUACUGUCUGCAGAAGGAGCCAUCAGAGGUCCGUCUGCCCAGCUGCCCUCCACUGACUCCUGCCAGGCCAGCAUGUGGAUGGGGAGGGUGAAGCAGCUGACGGAUCAGGAGGAGUGCUGCAUCUGCAUGGACGGGAAGGCCGACCUCAUCCUGCCCUGCACGCACAGCUUCUGUCAGAAGUGCAUCGAUAAAUGGAGUGGGCACAGCAGAAACUGUCCAAUAUGUCGUCUGCAAGUGACGGCUGCCAACGAGUCGUGGGUGAUGUCUGACUUCCCCUCAGAGGACGAAGUAGUCAGCUACAUUCUCAACCUGGCUGAUGAGGUGGGCCAUCCACACAGGCCGUAACACACUGUGCACUGAGCCAAGUAGAUAGUAAGGGAAAUUAGCCCUGAAACACAGAAAGAAGCUUUCACUGAGGAGAUCUUUAUGUUCUGUGUAAAAAUCAAACAGCAGAGUUUAUUCAUGUUUAAAUGACAGACACUAAGGUACAUCUCAGUCCUGAAAAUCCCAGGAUGCUCACAGCCCAAAUAUUACUGACGUGGAAUCCUGUAGCCACCUUGUGUUGUCUAAGCCUGACUAUGUUUAAUUUGUGCACCAUAACAUACAGUUCUGGUGAAUAGUUCACAUAUACUCAUCAUCAGCAUGAAUGUCACCUUCAUUUUGGGUUUUUAAUGAUGCACCGUGUUAUUUGUACGGACUCAACUAUACAUAAACACUCACUGAUAUUGGCUUAAAUGUCCCUUAACUGGUCACACUUUGAAAUGUGCUUUUUGUUACCAUCAGCAAGCUUCCUGCACAGUGGUGUCUGGAUUUUUGAUCACUAUUGUCAGAAACUUUAGAGUUAAUUUAAGCAUGCUUUUAGGCUUAAUUUAUCAUAUUUAUUAGGGUUGACACUGGGACUGUUCCAGAAGCUUUAUUUUAUCUUGAUAUAUUCUUUAAAAAAAUCAUUGUCCAGUUGGAACUCCCACAUUUCCACCAUUUUGCUGUUAAAUUUGGGGUGAAGUUAAAGAAACAGGAGAAUGUCUUCCAUCUGUUAUUCCAUCCAUUUUCUGUAACACACCAGCACCACUGGAAGCAAAACAGUUACUGGUGACCUCUGUUUCUGUCAGUUGAAACUUGGACAACGUUGGGCUCUCCAACAGGACAAUGAACCCAAAUGCCCGGCUUCUCUCUGGGGAUGAAAAAGUAUUAGCCUCCGUGGCUUAUUGUCACCAGUUUCAGCUAGCCACAUGGAAAGUCGAUUAGCCGUAACCCGGUUUACAGUAUUUUGGUUAAAAAAAUAAACUUAAAUGGUUUAAAUUGAACUAAAAUGAAAUUCACUACAAGCUCAGACAAAGAACUUCAAGGAUAAAUUCCUGAGUUUAAAACAAGCAGCGGAGUGGUGCUGGUUUAAACAUGAAGUAACUGCUUAUUUUCCAGGCAUAACAAAGCCUGCUCCCUUCUAAAUUCCUUCUGAUGUGCAAUAUUUAACCAGCUACACGCAAUUAGGUCCUACUUCUCACUGACCAGCAGUGUUUUCUAGGAGCUAUAGGUUGGUACAUUUGGGGAAACUAAUAUGCAGAUCCCUAUUCCACUGAUGUCACUGAGCAGAAGAUAUGGAAAACUCUACACUUGUUAGUGGCUCAGUCUUUUUCAGUACUUAUUGUUUAAAAACCAGUUUGCAUAUUUUCUAAUAGACUAGCGACUUCAAAAAGUGCAGAAAUGAAUACAAUAUCGUGUUCUUGAAAGCACCGUACUGCUGACAACAAUGUAUAGCUCAACAUAUUGCAGAAGUUGCAUUCACAUUCUAAAAAACACAGACGUGAAGCUGGAACAACAGUUAUUUUAGUGGAACGAUUUGGACUACAGCAUUUUAAUAUUUUGUUUCCCCUUCCCACAUCAGAAAUAUCUAAUGUUUUGUCCCAUUUGUUUUUGGUUUUCUUUUUUUUAUUCAGCUCCUAAAUGGGUUAUUUUUCCUGACUAGGCCUAAUAGGGAAUAAAAGAUAAACCAACAUAAUGAGCGGAUUUAGUUUUGUUUAUUAGAAACAGCCACCAACAGGGCUUUUAUAACCAGUACAUUCCUGCUAACACACACACACAAAAAACUAAUAAACUAGAAAAAGUCAAAUUUCAUGUGAAAAUGCAGUGUGAAUGCUGUAAGUUGACAUUUUCUAAAGUAACUCUAAGAAUCUAAAGUCAACAGAAAUAAAUAGCUGAAAUGUUCAAAAUUAGCAUAACUAAUAAUAAGGGCAGAACUGUCAUCUAAUCAACUUAAAUAGAAAAACUGUAGGCUAAAAUUGGCAGACAAAGCUGAAGUUAAUACAAAAUCCACUUUUAAAGAGUAAGACAUUUGAAGACAUUUUCAAAGACCAGGGGAGACCAUGAAGCUGACAUACUGAAGAAGCACAACUUCUUUCUGAAAAGGGCUAAAGAAGUGAAAAAAGAUGUAAAAUCAGAUGUUGAAUUGUAAGAAAUUAGUAGAAACUUCAUAAAAGAAAAGCAGAAUUGUCAGUUGAUCUGCAGAUAACUGAAUAGGAAGAACAAAGGUCAGAUAAUAUGGUAACUAAUCUGCUCAAUAAUCUGAACAGUCAAGGGGGUAACAUUACAGCACUCACACAAUAAGAUAUUUCUAAAGUUUUCUCCAACUGACCACUGUGUUGUUGUUGCACAGUUACCACCUCCCAUGAAACAUGGACAGAACAGUAAGAAAAAAUAAAAAGAGAUUAGCAGCGGCUGCCAUGUUUCAACCAGCCACUGAGAGGAUGGAUGGUGUUUGUGGUUGUUGGAGGGAAAACUGAGCUCUGAUCAAAGGCACAACGCUCAUUUAAAUUGCAGCAGCUCUGCAGGACAACUGUGCAAACUGCUGCAAACAAUAAAACUUUCUCAGUCUCCAUCACCUGCAGCGCCGCUAGCUGAGCUCACAAAGGUGAGCUAAAAUUAGCACAUGGUUGUUCUGCGAAGUUCACAACCAUCAGGUUUUAUCAAAAAAUAACUUUGACUCGCAUGUUAGGCCGUGACUUUCUGCAGCGUUCUCUGUAGAUGACUCGUAUAGCUAGCAGGUGUUCUAAUAUGGCAGGUCGUUUAACAUAAAAUCGGCUUCACCACACUUCAAUUGCAAUUGCAGACACUAACAGUGGUUCAUUACACAUGAAAGCCCCCAAAACCCUAAAAUGAAGUUAAAACCACAAGCAAUCCUUCGCCACUGUGGUGAAUUGCAGCCGAAUUGUGCUCACCACAGAGCACGUUUAUUGUCCAAUCAUGAUGUGGGGAGCACCAGCGAGCAAAGAAAAAAACAAAAAGCUUUUUGUUUCUCUGCAACACAAAACUAAGGGACAUUUAACCAAUUAUUAAUGGUAUUUUAUGUAUAUAUUUAAACCUUUAUGCAUAGUUCUGUCCUUAUCGUUUCUCUCAUCAUCAGCCCAACAAAUAGCCCCCAAACUAAGAAAAUGGUCUGUCUGGAUCCUGAAAAGCCCAAAACGAAUGAAGUUUAUGCAUUAUUCUUACAGUUACUGUAUUAUGUUGACUCAAAGGAAAUGACCAAACAGCUUUAAUAGUUUGGGAAAGAAGAGCUGGGUUUUUGUAGCACAUAUAAAAUUAUCCUGACAUAACCUUGAUGUUGGUUUUCACUGCUCUGGACAGGUGGUGAAAUUAGGUAAAUGUUGGAAUACAUAACAUUUAUAUAUAACUUGGUAAUAUAUGUGGAAAUGUUUUUUCCUAGUGUUCUAGCUGAGACAAAAAACCCUCUGGCAGAUCAUGCUUAUGGAGCUGGUAAAUAAGUCACAAAAACAAAAGAAGCAUUUUCCAAAAUUUAGCUGCAAAUCCAUGAGACACAUUCCUGUUUAAUGAAUUUCCAAAGAACAGCGGUUUAGUCAUAUUUCUUUGCCAUCUGUAAAGCUUUUCUGUAACCCUGCACAAUGUCCCAAAUGAGCACUGGGAUGCGAAGCUGUCUGAAGGGAUAUGAUUCAGAUUUUUCUUCAGAAUGUUCAGGAUAAAACUUUAUUUGAACGACUUGGCUUACAGCGCCGUUUUCCUCUCAGAUCAAAUUCUGGUUUAAGAUGUUUUUUUUAUUUUACAUAUAUUUGUAUAUAAAAAUGAUCCUUUGUAAUUGUUUGAAAAUAAAUGAAUUCUCAUAUCUGUACGGAUAUGUUUGCAUGAGCAUAUCUGCUAUUAUCUUUACUUCUGUAUGUAAAAUGACCAAGUUUACUUUGAGAGGCAGAAAUUCACUGAAACCCAGAUUAGAGUUCUGUUGAGUUCUCCUGCUCUGUCCGGGUUUGAGUGCUUCCCAACACUUAACUGUGAUUUAUGUGGAGAACACCUGGAGCUGGGCACUACGGACAAAAACAUGAUCACAAUAUUUUCUGGUAUUGAGAGGUUGUGAUGAUUAUCACAGUAAAUGUUUUUGUUAAAAGUCUAGAUUCUAAGAUAAUAUCGGUUACAAUACAAACUCAAAAAACGAAUUAAAAUAUGUCAUAAAAUAUUCUUAAUAACUAAUGAGAUUUCUUUUCAAACUUGGUCAUAAACUACUUUGACUUCCUUUAAGAAUUGCAGGACUUUCUGGAUUAAUAAUGACACUUUCUCAACUAGCAAUAUAAUAAUGUACAAAUCCGAUUUGCAGUACUCGUUAAAAGUUCAAAUAUGUUUGAGUACAGCCAGAGUUCACACUACUGUUUACAAUAUCGCCUCCAUCUUCUAAAAAUGCUUAUUAAUUAAUGGCGACUACUUGGUAGGCCACAUGCAUUGUCUCUUAUUGAAGCCGACCCUUAUCGCUGUUAUUCACAUUUUGAACAUCCAGCACUAAGCUGAAGUAUUUUCUGAUAUGUGACUAAAUGAUAACCCUGAUUGUGAGGUAUUUAUUAAUAUAUUUUUUAUUUGAGUUUUUGAUUGGAUCACUUUGAGGUUUUUUCCGAAUAUAUGACAUUUUCUGGAAACAAACUAUUAAAUUAGUAACCUUUGUCAUAUAUAUAUAUAUAUAUAUAUAUUGUUUUCUAAAUGCUCCAUAAUGUGAUUCAUUGCAUUUAAAAAGUCUGGUUUAGUUUGCACAUGGCUCUCUGGGUGGAACUGCUGCUCAUAUCUGACACUGUAAGGAUUUCUCAGCAGCUGAGUUAUUUCUUAGAAUAAAGAUCUGUUUAUAUUAUGAGUACAGACUGAUGUCGUAACCUGCUGUCUUAUGUGGUAUUUUCACCUUAAGGUUGUAGCAUUAACUGUAAUUCCACUGACUGAAGUGCUUUUGAUUAUUUCUUGCUGGAGGACUUUUAUUCACAAUGCUUUAUGGAUGUGGGUGUGAUGAAAUUUAAGGCCUUGUUGCUGUACUAUCAUUAAAGAAACUAUGAUUUUGCACUUAAA